Molecule: messenger RNA, 249 nt
Organism: Mesorhabditis belari
Lineage: Eukaryota; Metazoa; Nematoda; Chromadorea; Rhabditida; Rhabditidae
Source: the annotation of a GenBank genome assembly
AUGCAAAAGUUCUUCCUCAUCGCCGUUUUCCUCAGUGUGUUGGCGGUCAGCGUUUUUGGAUUUGAGGAAGGAGACGAGGUCAUCAGCAGGGUUUACAGAGCACUUUUGUCAAAGGCCAAGAGAAGUCCCUCAAUGGGUCUCUCGCUUGCCGAAUACAUGGCUAAAUUGAGAAAAAAAAAACAAUUCUCUCAAUUGCUAAUUACAAACAUCUCAACGUUAACAUCAACAUUCAUCAAUCAAAUUAUUGAU